CAGAGCCUCGACAACAUGAGGCGUCUCCUCUUAAAAGUCUCCCAGCGAUGUGGCAGGACUCCCAUUGCUCGACGAAGCUUCUCCGCCGGCAAAAGUGACGCACCACUUCAAACCCCUGCCAAGCAAGCCUCAGUCCGAAGCCGGUUUGACCGGUUCAUCGAACGAACUCCACGUUUCCUCCGGCCUACAGUGACCGGGCUGCGACAGGCUCCGGUGUCCCAUAUCGCGGCAUUCAUCAUUCUUCAUGAGUUGACUGCGGUCAUUCCGUUGUUUGGCCUCGCCGGCGCAUUUCACUACUGGCGGUGGCUACCUCCAUACUUCGCCGAGGGUGCUUGGAUCAAUGCUGGGGUGGAGAGGUUUGGACGGUACUUUCGAAAGAAGGGCUGGAUCAGUGAGAGGGACGAGCUAGACGUGGAAGAGAAAACAAAACAAGCAAAGGCGGGAAAAUUCGAGAAGCAGACGAUUUCCAAGUGGUUCAACCGCGGCGAAGACACGACGAGAUGGGUUGUGGAAUUUGCUACGGCCUACGCCGUGGUGAAAGUGUUGCUCCCUCUACGCUUGGUUAUCAGCGUAUGGGGCGCUCCGUGGUUUGCCAGACUGGCUGUCAUUCCGUUUGGGAAAGCCACGAGAUCGAUCUUCCGGCGAAAGAAAUCAUGACAGGCUUAUAACGUCACUUAUUAUCGUCGCAAGGCUUAGAUCACCAGACUCAAAAAGGGUAUAUGGUAGAGUGUUUUUCAGGAC
Molecule: messenger RNA, 741 nt
Organism: Exophiala dermatitidis NIH/UT8656
Lineage: Eukaryota; Fungi; Ascomycota; Eurotiomycetes; Chaetothyriales; Herpotrichiellaceae
Exons: 1
Coding region: 16-657 (213 amino acids)
Cellular component (GO): mitochondrion
Source: RefSeq, a predicted model, not a curated record